Rana temporaria (common frog) is the source of this 4596-nucleotide messenger RNA. RefSeq names its product importin 9 (gene IPO9). Gene Ontology annotation, molecular function: small GTPase binding. NCBI's taxonomy places the organism in Eukaryota, Metazoa, Chordata, Amphibia, Anura, Ranidae. Gene Ontology annotation, biological process: protein import into nucleus. The transcript has 24 exons. The coding region runs from base 235 to 3336 and encodes 1033 amino acids. The record is from RefSeq and is a predicted model, not a curated record. Gene Ontology annotation, cellular component: cytosol; nuclear envelope.
UGCAUUGAGUAUGAAGGUGGUAGUCAUGAGCCCGGGAGAAAGUCAGCCAUACGUGUGCCCAUGAGAACAUUUCACCCAUGACCCUAGCCUUGAACGUGCGUGUAUCCGCCUCUUGUCCCCGGCGUGAUCCCUCCCUCUCUCCCUUCGUGUGAAGCUUGGCGGGCGGUGUUGGCGCGCUAGGCUUUGCGGUGUGUCGCUUAGUCUCGUAGCCUUGUCCUCGUUGUCUCCGGUGUCAUGGCGCAGAGCACUGCCGGUCCCCUCCCCACCAUUCAGGCAGGCCUGAGGGAGGCCCUGCUGGAAACGCUGAGCGGUAUUCUGUCGCCGGGACAUGAGGUGCGGGCAGCGGCGGAGGAGCAGCUAAAAGUGCUAGAAGUGACAGAGGAAUUCGGGGUACAUUUGGCUGAGCUGACAGUUGACCCACAAGGUGCCCUGGCCAUUAGACAGCUAGCAUCUGUGGUUUUGAAGCAGUAUGUUGAAAAUCAUUGGUGUGCCCAGUCAGAGAAGUUCAGAUUGCCUGAGACUACUGAAAGGGCAAAAGCAGCCAUCCGUUUGUUGCUUCCUCGAGGUUUGCGGGAGUCGAUAAGCAAAGUACGUUCCAGUGUUGCGUAUGCUGUGUCUGCCAUAGCACACUGGGAUUGGCCUGAAGCCUGGCCUCAACUUUUCAAUUUGCUCAUGGAAAUGCUAGUGAGCGGUGAAAUCAGUGCUGUUCAUGGUGCUAUGAGAGUGCUGACAGAGUUCACUAGGGAAGUGACAGAUACACAGAUGCCCUUAGUUGCUCCUGUCAUCCUGCCAGAGAUGUACAAGAUCUUCACUAUGAGUGAUGUUUAUAGCAUUCGGACCCGAGCCCGAGCUGUUGAGAUCUUCACUACGUGUGCACAUAUGAUCUGUACUAUGGAGGAACUGGAAAAGGGUGUAGCCCAUGCAUUGAUCUUUCCUGUAGUGCAGCAGUUUACCGUGGCCUUUGUGCAGGCUUUGCAAUUACCUGAUGGUCCUACUUCUGACAGUGGCUUAAAGAUGGAGGUAUUAAAGGCUGUAACUGCGCUAGUAAAGAAUUUUCCUAAGCACAUGGUGUCAUCAAUGCAGCAGAUCCUUCCUAUUGUUUGGAAUACGCUGACUGAGAGUGCUGCCUUUUAUGUCAGAACCGAGGUAAAUGAUACAGAAGAUAUAGAGGACCCUGUGGAUUCUGAUGGUGAAGUUUUAGGAUUUGAAAACCUGGUGUUUAGUAUCUUUGAGUUUGUGCACACCUUGCUAGAGAACAAGUUUAAAGGGACAGUGAAAAAAGCUCUUCCAGAGCUGUUCUACUACGUUAUACUCUACAUGCAAAUCACAGAAGAACAGAUAAAAGUGUGGACUGCAAAUCCUCAGCAGUUUGUUGAAGAUGAAGACGAUGACACGUUUUCAUACACUGUCCGCAUAGCUGCCCAGGAUCUUUUGCUGGCAGUAUCCAGUGAGUUUCAAAAUGAGAGUGCAGUUGCACUUGCUGCUGCUGCUACUCGUCAUCUUCAAGAGGCUGAACAGAUUAAGGGCCAGGGGGGAGAGCACUGGUGGAAGAUACACGAGGCUUGCAUGCUGGCCUUGGGCUCAGUGAAGUCUGUAAUAAUAGAUGGUGUGCAAAGUGGACGAGUUCAAUUUGACAUGCCUGGCUUCUUAACUGGUGUCAUUCUUGCAGACCUUAAUCUUUCAGUUUCUCCUUUUCUCUUGGGACGUUCGCUUUGGGCUGCCAGUAGAUUUACAGCUGCAAUGUCACCAGAGCUGAUACAGCAGUUUCUUCAGGCCACAGUCAGUGGGCUGCAUGAUAACCAACCACCCUCAGUAAGAAUAUCUGCCGUCCGAGCUAUCUGGGGAUACUGUGAUCAGCUGAAGAUCUCUGAAAGCACUCAUGUGCUCCAGCCAUUCCUGCCCAGUGUGGUCGAUGGACUUAUCCACCUGGCAGCCCAGUUCACGUCUGAAGUUCUGAAUCUUGUAAUGGAAACGCUUUGCAUUGUCUGCAGUGUGGAUCCAGUGUUUACAGCCAAUGCUGAAUCCAAAAUCUGCCCUUUCACAAUCGCCAUUUUCCUCAAGUAUAGCAAUGAUCCUGUUGUUGCUUCUUUGGCUCAAGAUAUUUUUAAAGAGCUGGCUCAAAUAGAGGGAUGUCAGAGUGCUAUGCAGAUGAGGCUUAUUCCCACUUUAGUCAGCAUAAUGCAGGCUCCUGCUGAGAAGAUCCCAAGUGGUCUUUGUGGGACUUCAAUUGAUAUUUUGACCACAGUUGUCAGGAACACAAAGCCACCUCUUUCAGAGCUUCUCAUUUGCCAGGCUUUUCCUGCAGUUGCCCAGUGUACCCUACGUACAGAUGACAAUACCACUAUGCAGAAUGGUGGUGAAUGUCUUCGCGCCUACGUUUCUGUUGCAUUGGAGCAGAUUGCACAAUGGCAGGAUGAGCAGGGUCAUAGUGGUCUUUGGUAUGUUAUGCAAGUAGUUAGCCAGCUACUGGAUCCUCGCACUUCUGAAUUCACUGCAGCAUUUGUAGGGCGCCUUGUCUCUACCCUAAUUUCUAAGGCUGGACGUGAACUGGGAGAAAAUCUGGACCAGAUUUUGCGAGCUAUCCUAAGCAAGAUGCAGCAAGCAGAGACACUUAGUGUCAUGCAGUCAUUAAUUAUGGUGUUUGCACAUCUAGCAAACUCUCAACUGGAGCCUUUGCUUGAGUUCCUUUGCAGUCUGCCCGGGCCCACUGGUAAACCCGCUCUAGAAUUUGUAAUGUCAGAAUGGAUGAGUCGACAACAUUUGUUCUAUGGGCAAUAUGAAGGCAAAGUCAGUUCAGUGGCUUUGUGCAAGAUUCUCCAAUAUGGCAUUACAAUGGAUGACAAAAGACUGCAAGAUAUUAAAGUAAAGGGAGAUGAAGUAUUUGAUAUGGAAGAAGGAAUCCGCACCAGAUCUAAAACUUCAAGAAAUCCUCAACGUUUUACAACUAUACCUCUACUGGUUAAGAUCUAUAAACUGAUAAUUAAUGAGCUGUCAAAUGUCAUUGAAGCUAAUGCUACAAGGCAGACUGAAGAUGAGUGGGCCCAGGGUAAUGGAGAUGACGCAAAUGAUAUGUGGGAAGAUGACGAAGAUGAGGAUGAAGGUUUGGCAGGACAACUGUUAUCAGAUAUUAUAUCAAGCAAUAAAUAUGAUGAUGAUUAUUAUGAAGAUGAUGAGGAAGAUGACCCUGAUGUUCUCAAAGACCCAUUGUACCAAAUAGAUUUACAGACGUAUCUGACAGAGUUUCUGCAGCAGUUUGCCCAACAGCCAUGUUUUUCUGCAUUCUCUGAACAUUUAAAUGCCAACGACCGUCGAAUCCUUCAAUCAAUUGGCAUAUGAGGAUACUGGACUAAAGUAUAAUGAAAAAAUUCAUUCUGUGAAGUUGCAGCCCAGCACCAUGUUUAACCUAGGACUUGAAAGCACUUGCUGGUUGUAUUUUUUGACAGACUGACCCCGUGAUGUUUGACAAGAUCAGUUUUCCAUUGACUUUACUUGGGGCAUAAUUUCACUCCAUUGCCAUUCAUCAAUAAUUGAUCUUGUUGGCAUAUAGUGAGUGGUACACAGUAUGACAGGGGGUGACUGCCAUUUGAAAAGCUGUUACACAUUCUGCCGUGUAAACUAAACUUAUUCUGAACCCCUAAAAGCUUCAGUCCUCGGCAUUUAGCUGUCUUGGAUUUAGUAUAUUAGAAUUUUAAUUCAUGUGGGUGAUAUCCCACUUUCCACACCCCUUCCAUAUUCAGACCUUAAAAACACGGUGCCUUGUAUGAUGAUGCAGAGAGUAGUAUGCACAAUUGUUCAGGGCCAAGUCAACCUCUGCACUAUACUGCUGUGUCCUGGUCUUAUUCCUUCAGGAGCCAAGACUGGGAAAGCACAACUAGCAGAAUUAUCCAACUGUAGCUGUAGUAUUCUAGUGCUGCUAAUUUAAUUAACGUGAUGCCCAAAAGGGCCUAUAGAUAAAGAAAGAAAUCUGGGUGUAACGGAGAGCUAUGUAAACCUUAUCUUGAAACCUGCUGAGGAACGUGCAUUUAUGCCAUUAGGAUGUUUUUAUAGGUACAAAUCUAGUCACCGCUGCAUCCAAUAUUAUGAACAGUAUUUGAAAGAACUUUUAGUCAGAGUUAAUGUAAGACUAUGCUUAGACAUUGAUUUGAUUUUCGGCCUAUACCACCACUGCUGGGAAAACACAUUCCUGAGGAUUAUCUGGUCUGAUCUGCUGUGGAAAACUUUCAGAAAAAUCAGGUUCAGAAAAAUGUACAAAAAUGAAUGAAGGAACCAUUAGGAGGUCCUACUAAUAAUGAAAUAUCCAAGCCUCAACUCUAACUCGAACUUUCACAUAUAACAUGGACAAUUUUGAAGACCUCUAGUGUGGAGUUUUUUUUUUUUCUUAUCUUUUGCAAAAAGACUCUAAUAGAAGUCAAUUAAGAAAAAUAAAAUAUGUGAAUUUAUAGCGCAUUAAUUUCAAGACAUGGUAUUGUGUUGUCUGAGCUAACAGCUUUCAGUAAGAGUUAUGGUUCAAAGCCAGUACAAUCAAAUGCCUCUUGCCAGAUCUGUGCUGUGCUCUAAACUCUUAAAGUGUAGUCACUGAACAGGAAAAGUGUGUGU